Messenger RNA from Tuber aestivum (summer truffle), 402 nucleotides. NCBI's taxonomy places the organism in Eukaryota, Fungi, Ascomycota, Pezizomycetes, Pezizales, Tuberaceae. The record is from the annotation of a GenBank genome assembly.
GCGCUGCAACACAGCGGAAAGUACGAUGAAUCAGAGACGGUAAAUCGGCGCGCACUAGAGGGGUGCAAGAAGAUUCUUGGACCAAACCACCCAAACACCCUAUCAAGUGUCAGCAAUCAGGCCAUUGUGCUGGAAUACCAAGGAAAGUACAAAGAAUCAGAGACGAUGAAGCGGCAGGCCCUGGAGGGGUAUGAGAAGAUUCUUGGACCAGACCACCCGCACACCCUAGCCAGCUCCAACAACCUGGCUCUUGUGCUGCGAUCUCAAGGAAAGUACGAUGAAUCAGAGGCGAUAAAUCGGCGUGCACUGGAGGGGCGCGAGAAGGUUCUUGGACCAGACCACCCAAGCACCCUAUCGAGUGUCAACAACCUGGCUAUUGUUCUAGAAUCCCAAGGAAAAUAC